Molecule: messenger RNA, 16071 nt
Organism: Culex quinquefasciatus (southern house mosquito)
Lineage: Eukaryota; Metazoa; Arthropoda; Insecta; Diptera; Culicidae
Gene: tweek
Product: transmembrane protein KIAA1109 homolog
Exons: 18
Coding region: 158-15463 (5101 amino acids)
Biological process (GO): synaptic vesicle endocytosis
Source: RefSeq, a predicted model, not a curated record
UCAAAAGGUGAAAACAAGAUGGCGACGAUAGUUGCAAAUCAAUCUGUGAUGGCCAAUUUUUGGUAAAAUAAAGUGGUUUUUAGUUCGAAAAAUGCAAACAAUUCAUAUUAAUUAAGAAGUUUUAAGGGAUUAACGCUACUAACACAAACGCAUCAAAAUGAGUUACGAAGUGUCGGAGGAGCCCGAUCUUAUCUCGGACCUGGGCAUCGGGCAGUUCAACACAACUCAGUCGAUUGAGGACAUGAAGCUGGACAAGAAUAUGGUUUGGUUGCUGCUGUCCCUGAUCUCGUCAAUCGUCUGGGUUGUGUACAUCACAUUCUACAAUUCCCGCGUUUUCGGCUAUUUCAUCACCAAACUCGUGAAUCGACUGUUUAUAAAAGGAGCAUACUUCAAGAUUGGCUCGCUCAAUGUUAAUCCACUCGCUGGUAAAAUCAUGUUCCGUGACGUUGUUUACGUUAAUUACGAUUACACGGUUCGUGUGCAAGAUGGUUACUUCAUAUUCCGAUGGUGGCGUUCGUACGUCCCAAAAGACGUGUCUGAAGAUUUGUCACAUUCGGAUACGCGCCUUUCGGUUAUGCUGAAUGGACUAGAGCUUCAUAUUUACAAUCGAUCCGACUUGUAUGCGAAAUUGGAGCAAACCUUUGGCCUCAAACCAUCAAUUCUCAUCCCGACGGAGACUAUGAGCGCCGAAGAGAUAGUACGCUUCAAGGAGCAAGCAAUGAACUAUGAAAAUCAAAGACAAACUAACGAACAGCAGGGCAAGAUUAAAAAGCCAAGACCAGAAGCCAUGACUGCAACUACAUGGAGAGAUUUGAUCCCAGUGAUCAAGAUAGACAUCUGUUCCGGAAGAUUCGUAUUUGGGAAUCGUCUUACCCCAACAACUUUGUCGAUUUGUGUAGAAGAAGCUCACUGCGUUUACUCUACGAAACCAGCAGUGUCCAAAUUGGACCAUUUUAUGCAUUUUGUGAAAGCGAAAGUGGAGAAUGCCAAAGUUUUACUUGCACCGAGUCCAAAAUAUACCGGCUUAGUGGAUGAACCCCCACGCUACAUGGGUGAAGGUUUCGUGGUCAUGAUGUCUAAUAAUAUAGAGUUGUACACCUACAUGGAUGAAUGCGGUGUAGUUCCAGAAGAACCAGUAACGCUUACGCUAACGAAUGGUGAUGUAGUGGAAGCAGCCCCUCCAAUUUGGGGCAUUGAUAUUAAGUGUGGCAAAGGAACGGAUUUUAGUUACGGACCGUGGGCUGAUCGGCAAAGAGAUCAUCUGUUCAAAUUUUUCUUUCCACCGGAUUAUCAAGCAAUGCAAGUAACCAAGCCACCAAAACCAGGUGAUCGACGAGAGGUUCAGUCGUUCGACAUAAGCUUGUGCACGCUAAACGAAGCAACAAUCGACAUUUUGUUUUCCAAAGUAAAGGAAACGAAUGCAGUGCAUGUGAAUAUCGGAGCUGGUUCAUAUUUGGAGGUAACGCUGCCAUGGAUAACUCUUCAGGAUGGAUUCACCACUAAAGUCACUGGACAACUGUUGCAUGUAGAAGCAACAACAAGUCUGCAGUUCAGAAGUCUUGCCGAGUGCGAAACACUUCAGUUCAAUGUAAAAGUUCACUAUCCGGUUCGUUGGAAUGAACAUCAAGAAUGGACGAUUAAUUUGACUGGUAGUAAAGCGACAGCAUACAUUGUGUUCUCUCACAAAGAAUUUUUCCAAGAUUUGAUUGAAGAUUGGGCAUCAAAGGCACGUCCGGACAUUCUUAGCUUCGUUCCAUACACGUGGAAGUUUGGAGUUAUUCUGAAGGAGUUUGAAAUUAUCACACUCAGCAGCGAGUUCAACUGGAUUGAUUGUUCAAGCACGAAUCAGGAGAAUCAUCACCUGGCGUUCUGUGGCGAUUUGUUUGAUUUGAGUUUCACAUUACCGUUCGACGAUUUUUUGCCUCUGAAAAUACCAAUCGUGUUUUGGAUUCACGGAGAAGGACUUGAUUUGAGUAUGUACGUUCCCGAACAGUCGAGCAGCAAACCAAUAUUGAUAGCGCUUGACAAAAAUGCUCAGAUAUUAACACGCGAUGGAAGCAUUAAACAGCGAAGUGAAUUAAUCACUAAAAAGUGGCGGCGAGUUUGUCUACGAUCUGCUGGUUGGAUCGAUUGUUGGACGGUUCCCAUUGUGGCGCUUUCAAUCAAAUACAUCUAUCAUCCAAUGCCCCCACUAGGGCCAGAUCCACAAGCUGAUAUUACAACUCCGGAAAAGGAGGAAAUUCUUCUAAGUCCGAUGCGAAUACCGAAAAUGCGUAAAUCACCAGCCAUUACGUGGAACGACGCCGGACAGCCUCGGUUUGAUCCAACAUCCCUUCCGCCAGACCAGGUAUCUGUUGAAUUGGAAAUCGGUUCAUCAAUCAUGCUUGCUUAUGGAUCAAUCCUGAGGAAUUUCAUUCAUUUGAAAGAAAAUAUCUUUGGCGAAGAUCAAUCAUUCACCGACAUGGAAAACUCCAACUCAAAAUCAGGUAACGGCAAUGCGAACAGUGGUGGAUCGAAAUCAACCAGCUCAAAGGAUGAUCCAAACAAAUCGGUGUCCGAGGCAAGUGCGAAUGCAGAAGAGAAACCAAAACGGUUCGAUCCUCGAUUGUUCCGUCCACUGGAGGUCAUUGUGAGUGUAACGAUUCACGAUCUUCAAGCACAUGUCAUGAAAAAUUGCAACGAGAAUGAUCCACCAUGCCCAGUUGUGUUGAUUGAACGGUUAGGUUUCGAAAUGAAGAAGAGAUAUAACGAAACGGAACUGCAAGUUUUGGUUAGCCCCUCUUUUCUAAUAUCGGCGGACAGCAGCAUGCGGCCAUCCAAGGAUAAACACUUGAAGCAAGGUCAUCUGCUUUUAUCAGCGGUUCAAGUGCGGGGUCAUGCCAUGUUCAGCAACGAAGGACGAGCUCUCGAAGAGGAAACUCUGGAAUAUGCUUGGCUGCUGGAGGUUCAGUUGGGAAAGUUGUCCGGGAAAAUGACACCACCCCAGCUGUUCAACGUUAUAACCGGAUUAGAAACGCUGGCUUUUCUUACUUUGGACUCUGAAAAUGAUCUUAAAUCUCCAAAAACAACCCGUUACUGCCACCAUGGCAUUCCAACUAAUAUCUGUUCGCACACAAAAGAUGACGCCAAGUACCGUUGCCCCUCAACGGAGGACAUCAAAUACCGCAUGACUCGGGUGGCUAUCGAUGCCGUUGACUUUUAUUUGGUUGAAAAUGGAACCGCAUUACACACGUGGAUCUCUCCUAUCCGUAUCGCAACCUGUAAUUUGCACGGUCAGCAGGUAAAAUCCGGCGUGACUGGAUUGAUACCGACCAUCUUGCUGCGACAGUUUGUAUCCACAGGAGGACAUUUUAGCCAUAGUAAUGGCAAUUCACACAGUAACACCAACACUACCGGAAGUGGUCGAUCUGCCAAGGCUCAUCAUCAGAGCUCGAUGAAAAUGGAUUCCGAACGGAAGGAAGAACACCAUAAACGACCUGAUGAUGUGAAACCAAAAAAGAGCAUGGAUGCACACCAACAGCAAGGCCCGUCCCACCGACGGGACUCCAAAGAAGAUCCGUACGGAUCGUUGCCCAAUCGUCGUAACCACGAAUCCGAUUACUAUCGUCGUGAAAGGGAAGACAUUUACGCCUCGGUUCACUCGACCCGCAACAGUAAUAGAGACAUCGAUUCGACCGAGCCCUGGCUAGAGGUUGGUUGUGUGUCGCUGGGUCCGGUGAUUAUUGAAGCUGCCUCCGCGCUUCCAAUUCCAGAACACUGCCUGCAUCUGGUUCAGCACAACUAUUUGAAGCUCCAUGACGAAAAAUCUAAAAAGUUGUGGUUCCUGUGGGCCAACACUAGCGAUCCAAUCCGUUGCGGAUGCGUUGGAGGGUGUGCUUUCUUCGGUUCUAAUCGUAAUGGGCCACGUUUCUUCAAACCGUCUGCUCAGGAUCUUCAGGAUUUCAUCAACAUUGCCCGGUACCACAUCCAUCCGAGCUCCCGCGAGUAUGGCUUUGGACAAAGUUUACUGCACGUCGAUCAGUUGGUUUUCCACACACCACCGUAUAGCUUGCAGCCGGUUUCGCUGCAAGAAUGCUACGAGUACGUGGGCAAGCCGAAUCUUCGCACAACGCAUGCCAAGUCUCCGCUGCCGCCGAAACAUGAAUCUAUUAUGACGCAGAAGCAAAGCGACAUUUCUCCCAACAGUACGAUGAUUCGCAGUGGAGGGGCUGGAAGUGAUAAGUCGGGCAAAUCGUCGCUAGAGCGCGUUAAGGAGAAGGAUAACGGAUCACCACUAAGUGCGGACCGCAGCAGAGGACGGCGCUUCUCGUACACUAGUGCAAGACAAAACACAAUAUCCCAUGACGUACCGUACUAUCGACUGCUAGAGUCAAGUCCUAAGGCCAACAGCAUCAAGGUAUCAACCCCAACGGCAAUGCGCGACUCAGAGUCUCGUCUCCUGACACCAAAGGCGAUCAAGGUGCAAGCCCCGAAAACGAGUGCAUCGGAUUCGCGCCUGACGAUGGAGUAUUUCCAGGGUGACGACAGUCAGAUGAGUACGUCUGACGAGCUCACGGAGCUGUCCCAAUCGGCACCUCAGCCCCAUCCGCUGGAGUCCGAUUCGGAACAUUCGCUCAGUCCGAAGGUUCCUGACGAAGUCAUAAUUCGAGACGUUCAGCGUACCGUUUCGUUGACGUCGGAAAACCCAUCAGAAGCAUUCUUUUCGGCUGAUGAAGACCUACAUGCGUCGCGAAGUUCCAGCCUGAAGGCAACCACAGCUGAAAUGUCUACGGUUAUACCGAAGAAACGGUUUGCAUCUGAUCUGAGCAUCGUAGGGCCAAAUGAACUCGAGGGAAAACUGUCGACACACCGAAGUGACUACGAAAUUCACACUCCUGAACAUCGUAGUCUACCCAUGAGACCGCAAUCUACGGCAGAACUGAACGAGGAGGAGCGCCGGAUUCAUGGUCUAGCGACACCCCUUCGCAAAUUCAGUAACAUUUCACCGCGGCCCGAGUUCCGCCAUUUCAAGCCGGUUUAUGACGUUGAUCCUCACGACUCGUCCGAGUCGCACUCACUCUCGUCGAGUUCCUUCAUUUCGGCAAUGUCAUCCCAAGAGGACAUCACCCUGGUGAAUCUGCACAUGCAGAUCAACCGUCCGAUCGUCGACUCGCCACUUCUGAUGGCCAGCUACGUGACCCACCUGGCACAGGUGCGGUGCUCCAACUGGUCCCACUGCUCGAUGCCGUUCGGCGCGGACGCAUUCUCGAUGCCCCUGUUCCAGCAGAACGACGACGGAGGUUUGGUCUACAUCGGGAGCAAACUGGUUCCGCACUUUGACAAUUACUCGCACUGGCGCGAAGUGAAGGUCAUAUCGCGAUACGACGGAAGCGGCCAGCAACCGACGUCCUCGAUGUCCACCCUGCCGAGGCCACACCCGUGGGACCCGAGCGUUAUGGUGCGGGGAAGUUUCGAAAAGCAGGAAAGCAAAGAACACGAGAAUGAAUUCCUGAGCUCGCAAGGAGAGACGGCCACGAGAAAUUCGGUGGUGGUGCGGUUCAAAGGGCAGGUCGACAUCAUGGUCACACCGCUAUUGCUGGAGGGGUUGCAAAGAAUGGUCGAGUCGUUGAUCCCCACCCUAUCAACGCUGCACCCACUGACGAUCAUCAACGAUACGCAUGCGUCGUGCGUGCGCAAGGUAGAAGCCGUCAACAUCCUAAAGCGUGAUCAAUCGCUCAGCUACUGGUCCCAGGUGCACUCGAACUCGAAACGGUCCACAGCGGAGCGUAACCUGCAAGGUCCCGGUGGUCCCGUCUUGACUGACGUGUACGAAGAAAGCAUCUCCACCCAGUUGCAAGGUUUGGUUGUGCUGCCAAAGGUAAACGUAACGAUGAUUCAGAGCUCUGUGAUUGAAGAAGUGAUCUCGUUUGCUGCGCUGGACAACGUCCAGGAGUUGAGCUGUGCCUCACUGUUGGCGGUUUGUUUCGAAGGAGUCUCGACUAGGUUCCAUCUGGGUAAGACUACCAAAGCUUCCAUGCACACCGUCUAUACCCAGCCAACGGUUCGCAGCGGAGGUUUAAAGAAAAGUGGAUUGAUUCGAGGAACCAGAGCACUGCUAGCGCACCUUUCCUCCCAAUCGCGACCGGAUAACGUCCCUGGGGAACCUGUUUUGCUAGAAACAUCGGAGAAACAACUCGAAGAGUUGAUAAUAACGUUGGACGUAGGAAAUGCGCAUGCUCAGCUGAGAAGGCUUAAAAAUGAACCGAUAGCUGUGCAAGACUCACAGAUCGUGAUAACAGCGAUUCCGACGCACCGUACGCGAGCCAUGUUCGAUUGCACUAAGAUCCCCGAAGAACCGGCCGUGGAGGGCAACUCCGGCAUGGGAUACAUCAUGUUCGAGUGUGGACUGGAAGGAGUGAGUGUAAAGAUCGUCAAAAGAUCGCAGUUUGAAAAAUCGGAAAAUGCUGAAGAAGCCCUGAAGCCGGUUCCGCCACCUGAAGUUGUAAACUCAGAGGUUAAUCAAAACAGUGUAACGGGCAACAACCCACUUAACUUGGUCACACUUUUGAACGAAGCUGGUGGAAGUAUGGCCGCUGAAGCUUUGGCAAAAAUUGGCAUGAAGAAACCCUCCACUCCAAAAGCGGGAGCUGCCAAAGACAAGAGCAUUACUGAAACUCGCGCCAAAGACAAACCCGUGGAUAACCGAACUACUCGCGAACGAUUCUCAUACAAAACAGCAGAAACACCUAACCCGGAUGAGGAUCAACCGAAAGACCAAACUCCACAAAUGGGAUCAAAUGGUGUCGGAGAUGAAAAGGGCCCUUUCAACGCACUGAUACCAGCCAAAAACAACAACGGCAAAACUUCAUCUUGCGUCAUCGACUUCAAAACAGUCUGGUUCAAUUUUGCCGCCCCUCCGAGAUCCCCAAUCACGCGAAAGAUCGAUUACACCCGGCUUGAUUGGAACCUUCUGAGCACGGCAUCGCCGGCCAUUACAGCUUGGAUGAACCCGAGCAAUCGUUUUGCAAUUAAAGUUGUCUCCAUGGUUCGAGCAAUGUACGUGCGACGCACUGCUGUCCUGGUCGCUCUUAUGGCUGAUGCUUGGGAAAGACAAACCGUCCACAGACCGAUCAAGAGUCGAUAUCCAGGGAUGUUCACUCCGCUGGCCAAAACCCUACAGGAGGAUCCAAGCUGUUUGCUGUGUACGAUGCUGCAGAAAUAUGUCCUAGAAGAAACAGUCAUCAAGGUCGAGAAUGACCUUAAGCAGCAGUACAUUCCUCAGCUGAGCACCUUGAGACAGGCCGUCAUUGUACUCAGUCGUCAGUGGAAAAAUGUGCUCUACAAUCCUAUGCUAUUUGAACAUCAGUACAAGGGCAAGCUGAACAAUCCAAUCAGUGUCACCUUCUCCUUGCCACAAGAUGAGGACGCAGAGGACACGGAUGACAUUGACGCUGAGAAUUAUCCGGUGGGUAUCAUCGAAAACCACCCCCUGAUUGAUGAGGAAAAUGAGCGCACAAUGUUGCUUGGCCAAAGCGUGCAAGCUCAGCACCACCAGUCGACGGCCACAACCGGUGGCCAUCAGCACCACGUAAUCAAAAUGCCAGAGGAACCGGUACAGAUCCACGUAACCAAGCUAGGAGACUCCAUUAACACCUCUCCCAGUACUAACAACUCGAACAAACUACGGAAAAAGUCCUCGGUAAAGAGUUUUAUUCCUCCAGCAGCACCUUCCUCGCGCUCUAGCAUGCAAAUGUUUCCAAUUAUCUUCGAUAAGCACGAUCCCCAGAUCGAAUACGGAGCGUUGAAGGAAGGUUCGUUGCCCUCAGUGUGCAGUUCGUCGGACUCGAUGGACAAGCCGUGGACUCCGCCACCGAACCAGAAAGAAGAUCUUUACUCGUGGAUGGCGAAGCAACAAAAUGGAGCCACCAAAACUAGCCGCGACAAGGAGAAGCACGAGAAUGUUCGUCAAGCGUCGAAGAAUCGUCCGGAGAUUCAAUCGGUUAGGUUUAUGCAGGAAAACAAUCGGAUUCUUGAUGCACAUCUCAUUUUUGAACCGAUGCUAACCUGCCUCGGAGUUAUGCCCCAGCAGAUGAUCAACAAUGUGUCCAACACGGAUGUUUCCUCGCUGGACAGUCUGGGUACCAAUUUAUCUCUCGUAUGUUCUUUCGAUACCAUGCGCAUCGACAUAGUCGUGAGCGAGGCUGGCGAUUCCAAAAAACCAAAGCCAAAGAUGGGAAAAAAGAGCAACGGAAAGUUUUCGCUUAUCAUGCCUCCAGAACAACCUGCUUUCUUGUGUGAAUAUGUUGGAGUUGAGUUGGAGUUGUUGCGAAUGACGGACGGUUUCCCGGACGACACCAAGCAUCACAUGUUGUACAUUUCCAGAGGUCAAUUGAAGAAACAUACCAGCACUGUUAUAAACUUCAGCCUGAAUUGCAAGUAUCUGUCCCAGCAAGUGAAUAUGCCCUUGCUAAGACUACUUCAUCAAAUCACAAAUAUGUAUCAAAACGUAAAAGAUGCUCAGAACGAGCUUCGCGAUCAUCCGGAAACUGGAAAGAGAAGUGCUCCGUUGAAGGAUGAGUCCAGCCUGGCCUCGGAGAUCAAUGAUCCAACACUGAUGGGAAGUCUCAACGAACCGUUGAUGACCCACAUCGAUAAUGCAAUCUUCGACUAUGCCGACGAACGGUACGACAAGUUCAACGAAGACAUUCCAGCAAUGCGUCACGAGCUACGACAUUCCGUCAGUCGGUCAAAGAUGCCCAGCUUGGGCCCGUUGAUCCCGCUGACACCUUCUCCCAACUCGCGCAAUAGGCCGCACAGCUUCGCUCAGAAACUACGCAGCACCAGCAAGUCCGUGAAGGGCAAGUUGGGCUACACGAACCUGAACGAUACGAUCACCACUCCGGUCAAGACCAGUCCCACGGCGUUGAUAUUUUCCGAUGCUCUCUCGCUGGACGCGAAGAACUCCAUCACCGGUGGACUCUCCAGCACGUACGGAGGACCCAAUGUAAAUGAAGCUUUUGUAGAUUUUACGGCACCGUUCGAUCGAUCAACGUUCACCGGACCGAUUCACAGCAUGCUGGACACACCAAAGUGCUGGAAAACGGUCUACCACCUGCUGGAUCUCUACUCGGCGAUGCCCGAAACGAAAACUAUCGCGCAUCGUGUAUCCCUAUCGCCGGAUGCCGUCGGCCAAAUCCGAGCGCGCAAGUAUAACCUGCUACAUGACACCAAAGGAUUUUCCGGUCGAGAAGACGACGACAUCGGAUCGGGAACACCGAUUCCGAAAGACGUUGGCGUUCUGGCCCAGGAGCGAACCCGGCUGGUAGUGUUUGGGGUAGCUAAAAUUCAUCGCACCCGACUGCUGGCCACGCUUAGCGGGUUGAAACUCGAAGCGGAAAUAACGGCGCUUCACAGUAGCACCACGUGGCGUAAAAAGUCACGACCGGCUUCGCUGGAAUGUUCCCUUACGGGUCAGGUGGGACGGGCUAUGAUUGUGCUGCUGGAAGGGGUUCCACCAAAUCAGCAAACUGUCGUUAAAGUAACUAUCGGAAAGAGCCAAACACUGUACUCAAGCAUCACACGCAAGGGCAAAGAUAAGAAUAACGGAUUGCUCUCAAUUGGAGUCGUCAACAUUGACAUUCCCCAACAUCCGGUUGCACUCCAUGGAAUGAUGACUCGUGGAUCGAAGCAGAUCUCUUCCACCCUGCAAGAACUCCGUGUGACGAGAAGCUCCGCUCGAAUGACUCGACAGAACGAAGAGCCGGAAUCUCCGUUGCACAAUCAACGUGAAUCAAGGGAUAAGACUCCUACGGCUCGUAAAGCAAGUUCGGCUACCGUAAAACCGGCUCCAGCUAAUCCAAGUGGAUUACUGCAGCCUCUGGUAAUGCAAUUUAACAUAAUUCUGCAAAGCUUAUCCGUGACAGCAGCCCUGCUGCCGUCCUUGCAAGCUCAGUACAAGAUGGACCAUGUGACAUCAACAGGAGUCACUGGCAGUAAGGCAAAAUUCACGGUAGAUUUGCCAAAUCACAGUCUGAGCUUUACCACCAAGGUUCAAACCACGGAAACCAAUUUACCAUCAGAGGCAUGCAUCGCUCUACCCCCGGUUCACGUAACAGCUGAAUAUGUUCCCGAAAAUUCCACUGAAGAAGCCCCAAUGGACGGAGUUGUACUACGACAAGGAGGAUAUCUGGACGCUACGGCGGAAAUUGGAGUCUUUGAGCGUUGUCUCUCUACAGACCUCCUGAACCACCUCGUAUUCGUUCAGAAGGUGUUCAUGAAAGAAGUCAACGAAGUUGUGCAAAAAGUUUACGGAGGCGAGAAACCAGUUCCGAUUUGGUCGGAGGAUGCAGAACCAGAUAAUGGAUCACAAAUAAAAAGAAUUUUGUUCUCGCUAAACAUCCGUGUAAAGCGUAUCCAAUUGACCGCUACGACGCCGUGUAAUUCCGCGGUGAGAUUCGAAACAGGUCAACUCGAUUUGCAUCUGUCGAACCGGGUUAAGAAUCUUGCCGAAGCAUCAAACACCAAGCUAUUUGGCAAAGCGCAAAUCGAUCUUAAUCUUUCUCUCGGACAAAUCAUCAAAAAUGUGAUUUUCGAUGAAGCUGAACCGGAGUUCCAGCAGCAUGCAUUUUUCAAUACCACAAUCGGACUUCGCAAUGCUUUCCAAGACGAAAUGAUGAACGAUAAGGAGCUUGUGUUGAUUACCUUAAAGAGACCACUGAUCUACGUUCAACCGAUUGCCGUUGACAAGGCCAUCCUGGUUUGGCUCAACUACAAGAACGCCUACGAAUAUUGGACCGAGAAGCGAGCAAAUCUCAACAAAGAAGUUCUGAUGGCCACCCAACAGGUAUUUGAGAAGGUACCGUUUGAAAAGCUGAGUCAACAUCUAAACACCGCAAAUCUAUCGACACUGUUCCUGCAAUUGACCGUGGAAGAUAUGGGCAUUUGCUUACCUCUCAACCAACCACCACAACAGUGGGGUAAUCGCUCGGUUGGAGACUUCGAACAAAAAGGAGCUGUAGUUAUCACGCUAGAAAACACAAUAAUUUCCGCGUGUAGUUGUGGCUCUCUCGUCUCAAAGGGCAAGUUUGUUGGCCUAUGUCUUCGUUUCGCCGAGGAUUUUGACUCUUCAUUGGACGAGUGGAAGCCCAACAUGAACGACUCAAGCAUCAUGAACUUGUGCGUCGUGUCCGAAGGAACGUACGAAGUUUGCUCGCGUACGAUAGCGGCCAAACACCCGGACAAUGCCAAAUGGUUCCUCAAUGUAAAGUGGCAAAUGGAGGGGGUUGAUAUCCACCUUGACGUCAAUAUUGGCAAACAACUGUCCGCGCUGGGACACACGCUCACCAUGCUGACCGGAUCGGAAGACGACGAACCCAUUUCAUCGGACACGCAGGAUAGUGACGACGCUGAUCAAGUCGAUGGAAACAGGACUUCGCAAGAGUUUGGCGCCAAAGGACGAAAAUCUGUUGAUUCGCUACCGUCAUUUUUGUUCGACACUACUUUGGAUCCGAAGAAGCGAUCGCUGCUGAUGGAGAAUGAAAUUGCUGAACAGACAAAGACUGUUAAUGAUCUGAGAACGCUUGGUGCUUCGAUCAAGACAAUUGAAAAUGAAGAGAGAAGACUGCAAGAGCUACAAGCAAUCUGCUACAAGUAUUUUAGAAGGGAUAUGUUGCAGAAAUGGAAACGACCUACAAUUCGUAAAACUAUGCUCAAGUCUACAAACCGGUCGCGAUCUUUCAUUGCUCCAUCGCCUACCCGCGAGGACAUGAUGGAGUCCGGAGAAUGUUCCACUAUGAUGGAAGGGAUGAGCGGCAACGAUGGUUUGCUCAAUAGUCUGCAAGAAUCCCCGAACUCGGGUCCAUCUAGGAGUGCAUCACUGCGGGUAAAGAUACCACAAGCUAGCCGAGUAACCUUCACCGAUGCCAUGCGCCAAUCUUCGUUGCCGAGUGCGGAUUCCGAUGUGGCGUUUUCGGAUUCUGGCCUCGAUUGGCCGCGCUACGAUUCAGCGUCACUGACUUCGGAGGUUCCACACCUGUUGGAAAUCGACGGUGAGCAGGUUGAGCUGAGGAAGAAAAGUCCGAACCAUCCGCAGAAGCAACAGGAGCCGAAUAUUGACUUUGAGUUGGACAUAAAGGUACUGGUGAACUCCGGAAAGUGUGUUCUGCACACAAAGGAUGUGACAGACGACAAGAUGACUACCAGUGUAAGCACCACGGUGAAGCAACAUAAACGGGAACGUAGUAUUGGCACAGAUUGGGGAAGUCCAGUUCCACCGCGGCGAAACAAGGAAAAGUCUAAAAUGAAGUACAAUUCACCGUACACGGUGCUAGUGGAUCUAACCAUCUUUCACAUUCCGGGAUUAGACGUAAAGCUGCAGUACCAGUCCAAGAUAAUCGACGACGAUGUUUCACCGCGUUACACCACUAGCGAUCCGUUUGGAGUUACUCGAAGACAUGGAUCAAAGCGAGCAACUCUGUUUGCGUGGAUGACCCUGCAGAGCAUUCCGGAAGAAACGAUCAUUUCACCCCACAUUCUGGAAUUUUUAGAGCAAACACUUGAGCCAAUUCCGUCUAAGGUUCUGUCAAUACCAUCAAACCCAGUGAACCUUCAAAUGUUGGAGAACAACUAUGCUGCUUACGCCAGUUUUCCUGUGGACGUAGUCGUUUACUUCCAUAUGCAACCUUCAACGUUCCGAUUCUCUUGUCUACCUGUUUCAAGGGUCGAAUGCAUGCUUCAACUGCCUAGCUUGGACAUCAUUUUCAGCUCUAAUCGCCAAGAAGAUGAACAGCCAUCAACCACGGGUUAUGGAGAAGGAGAAGGAAAAUCCGCGGGAGGUUUAAGUGUCACUGGGUGUCUCGCGGACUUUAACGUGUUCAUCUUUCACCCGUACGGUAAAAAGACGAACCUGAGGGAAUCGCAUCAAUAUAGUCCGUUAGCGGAUAGUGAACGCAAAGAUUCGCUGAGUAUCAAUGUAGAAUUUGUCAAGUUUCAUAUCACGAGGUCGAAGAAGAUCAACUACGAAGCGGGCAUGAGUCGGAAAAUGUCAGAUCAGUCCAAGGCUAUCAUACGGUUUUCUACGAUCGUGGACAUUGGAUCUGCUUCGUUCAAGUAUGACAUGCGAAGGCUAACGGAGAUUCUGGCAUUCCCUAAGGCUUGGUACAGGAGAAGUAUUGUGAGGAGAAUGUUUUUAGGAGAUUUGAGCGUGCAACAAGUAAGCAUGUGUGAUUUGGAGAGCGUAUCAGAAGACUGCAGCAGCAUGAACAUGAACGAUCCGGACCCAUCAGAGGAACGACCGGAGCCACUGAGCAGAGAUAAAUUGAAGUUAAGCUUGGAUGGCGAUUUGCCUAAGCAUAGCAUGGGCAGCACGAGUUCCUCUUCAACGACGGCGCGAUUGAAGCAUCAAAAGUCUUCAAGCUUAGACUCAAAUACGUCUCCAUCGGAUGUUAAUCAGAUAACUUCGUGGGAGACUCUAGUCUUGUUUGCAGUAAACUUUACCAAGCUGAACGUGCAAAUGAACAUGGGAAAUGUGAUGGGAAAUAUAGUUUGGUUGACAAAAGCAUUCCGAAGUGAUGGACGGUUAAGUAUUGGUAGCACCGGUCAUAAAAAUAUGUACAUUGGAGUUGGACUGGGAGGAUCUUCGCUGGAUGCCAAGGGAGGAAUUGUUGGUGGUAACAUUGAACUAAGUAAAAUUGACACUUUCAUUCAUAUCCGGGAAGAUCCUGGCUGCGAACCGGACCACAAGGUUGGAAUUAAACUGAUGGCACUGGAGUUGAAGUUCGAUUACAUGGGAACCAGUGUCCUCAUGACCAGAAUCAGUAAUCUGAGUGCUCAGCUGCGAGAUCAGUGGAAAUUCUCCAAAGAUCAUGACUUCAGCAACACUUUGCCUACAAACUUACCGGCAAUUAUACUGAUCCACGGAGACUUGUCCUGGGAUCAGCUUCAAAUGAUGAUUUCAAAAUCAACGACCGCCGACAUCUUGAAGAUGUUCUACAAAUUGGAAGAAUUUUUCUCGCAGCAAUUCAAAUCUUCCAAGCGAGUGUUUUCGAGUCUUGAACCGCGGCUGGCCGUGAACAAUUCCGCCAGUGUACGACGCAACGAUUCUACGAAGAAAAGUUCAGCAGGUCCAUCUAUUGCGGAACGUGAACUAAGUGUACAUGACGCGCGUCACCACCGUCACUGGCAACGUCCACUGCGGCAAACGAAGGGACUGUGGCUGUCAACGCUGGGAGUCCCUCUGUCAAGUAUCGGAACCGUGCUGGGAGGGACCAUGGAGUUGCACGGUAAAAAUAUUUCACUCGCCUGUUUCCAUGGCAUUAACUUCAAGUCCAAGUCGUGGGCCUUGUUCAGUUUGAAGGAACCGUGCAUAAAUUUUGCCACGGAAGCGCAACACGUAGAAUCUACGGAGGAAGUGCACGUCAUUCAGACGCUCACGUUCGGGCUGGGCAUGAACACCCAACAACCGUCGCAACAUCACUCGAACGCGACCGUCGUCCGGAUGACCCGGAAUGUGAUAUUCCCACCGCAGUUCAAGACACUGCACGAAUGGUUCCAUUAUGCAUUUGCCAACAGUGAAAUUGAUGCCGUCGAUCGCUUCCCGGUGCUGGAACGUGACAAAGAACAUCACACCAACUCGAUUGAGCGCGCCCGGGGAACUGCCGGUGGUGCAGCAUCUCAUCCAAAGCUGCAAGAUCCGAAUCACAACAGGGAAGUCAUCUUUGCUCUGCCCAGUCUUCAGCUGCAUUUUAAGACGGAACACAUGCAAGGAAUCUCGACGCCGGAUGUUUCACAAGACAAACCACUUGUCGAGUGCAGUUUCAUUACAGAGUUUGAAGAUCACAUUUUUGUCACUGUGGAUGCAGAUGCGUUCUUCUUUCUACAUGAUCUCAUUACUUCAUAUCUAAAAGAGAAGGAUAAAGUGCUUGGUACGAUAACGAGUGCGCGUCCGGCUUCACCGAAUCCGCACCCACCGGCACCAUCCCCAUCGCCGACUCCGUCAUCCCAGUCAAACUUGAAACCCGGCCGAAGCAGCACCUCGAGCAACUCUUCGACCCAGGACUUGUCCUCGAGUCAGUCGAUUGCUAACGGGAGUGCGGUCAACAUCAAUGAAGCCGGAACAAGUUCCAAGAGUCGGGCCGAGGAGAAACCAGCCAGUACAAAGCACGUGAAUAUUAAGGUGGAAAAGUCCGACGUGGAAAUGCUCAUGAGAACGGACUGGCGGCAUUUCAACUGUAAAACUUGGCAUUUGGAACCGACUGUUAGACUGCUAUCGUGGGCUGGCAAGUCCAUUGAGCCGUACGGCAUCGACUACAUUCUGAACAAGCUUGGCUUUAGCCACGCGCGAACGACAAUUCCAAAAUGGUUGCAGCGUGGUGUGAUGGAUCCGCUGGAUAAGGUGGAGGCACUGUUGAUGCUUCAGCUGUUGCUCAUGGCAAAAGAAAACGGAACUGACGAGAAAGAGGCCGCCCGAAAUCGUUACGCGGAGUGAAGAUAAAUGUAUUGCUACUCGUUAUCGAAAUAGUCUGAUUUAAACUCAAUUAUCAUGAUAAUCACCCAAUUCAGAGCAAGAUUAAACAAUGUUUAGUGUUUGGAACUCAAUCGAUGUUAGAAAUUGAUCUGAGACAAAAAACUGCUUAUCUCUCUCUAGUCCUUGCUUUGAGCAACAUCACAAAAGGCUAGGUUUGUUCGAAAUAUGGCGGGAACUGAACACGAGAUGAGUAAAUGAAGGUACUACAAGCUUGAGAUAUAUUAUCAACGUUCCUUUAAUUGUUUAUUAUGGGUGGUAUUUGUUGAAUCAAAUUGUGUACAUGGUGCGAUUAUCUCUAGAAAAAAGUGUUUUUUUUUUAUAAUUAAAUUGGUGUUUGUAAAAGUUCCUAUUUUCUAUGAAAUUCAAAAUUGAUUACACAUCAAGUUAGGUUUGGUAAAUUUUAUGUACGAUUUGAUACUUUUACUCAGUUUCAUGGUAAAUUGCGAACAAAAUUGGGAACAAACCUUCGUCUAAUGUGUAUUUUUGUGCACGAUUUGGAUUGCUUCGGCAAUUCAAAUAUAUCUGCAAUAACCUUAUAUAAAUAAAGCAAUAAUGUCUAUCAAAAUUAU